Messenger RNA from Blastomyces gilchristii SLH14081, 3549 nucleotides. RefSeq lists its product as uncharacterized. NCBI's taxonomy places the organism in Eukaryota, Fungi, Ascomycota, Eurotiomycetes, Onygenales, Ajellomycetaceae. Gene Ontology annotation, biological process: retrograde transport, endosome to Golgi; Golgi to vacuole transport; endocytic recycling. The record is from RefSeq and is a predicted model, not a curated record. Gene Ontology annotation, molecular function: oxidoreductase activity; syntaxin binding. The coding region runs from base 1 to 3549 and encodes 1182 amino acids. Gene Ontology annotation, cellular component: GARP complex. The transcript is spliced from 7 exons.
AUGUGGCUGGACCGUUUCUCCGCCCACCCCCCCGCCUCUGGUGCUUCGACCCCCAGCACUCGCGGCUACUCUCCCGCCCGUCGUUCCCAGCACCAGCAACAUCUUGCCGCUGCUACCCAGCCAAACCGCCCCGCCUUCAGUCCUCGAUCCUCCUCGCUCUCCCUCUCCCUGGCCACUACUCCAAAUGCUUCCUCCACCUCCCUCCCCAGUAACCUGCGCCAGGCUAAUGGCUCCUCCUCCCUCCACAGACAGAAUAGCUCGAAACUCGACCAACAUCCUACUGGUUCUGCCGUUGUAGAUCCACUCGAGGUGCUGUACAAUAUCAUCGGGAAACGGCCCGAGGCUGAGAGAGAUGGAUAUACAGAUACUACCCCAACUAUUUCUGUCGUGCAUGCUGCGGCUGAUGGACCUGCUGCUGGCAAGCCGGAAUGCCUAGUCGAGGAUAUUGAUUUUGGAGAGAUGGGUUUGGAGGAAUUUGUACAGCAGAAGGAGGUCGGGGGGGGAAAGGAGAGAAAGUCCAAAAGACACGUCAACGUCCAGACUAUCGAGCAGUAUGAAAAGGAAAGGAAUAGGUUUCAGGAACUGCACGGCGCAAUCAGCGGUUGCGAUGACGUUUUGAAAUCAGUGGAAUCCUACCUGUCCAGAUUCCGGACCGACCUGGGGGUAGUCUCUGCGGAAAUCGAGUCGCUACAAUCUCGAUCUGCCCAGCUGAACUCCCAACUAGGAAACAGACGGAAUCUUGAACGGCUACUCGGCCCAGCAGUCGAAGAAGUUAGCAUAUCCCCGAAAGCUGUGCGUCUAAUUUCAGAGGGACCCAUCAGCCAGGAAUGGGUGAAAGCUCUUAAUGAGGUUGAGACUAGAUCAGCCUAUAUCGAAGCAAACGCAUCCACUGCCAAUAAUGUCAAGGCUGUCGAGGAUAUUAAACCGUUAUUAUCCGAUCUCAAGGCGAAGGCCAUUGAACGAAUCCGAGAUUACUUGGUCGCACAGAUAAAAGCGAUUCGAUCGCCCAACAUCAACGCUCAGAUUAUCCAGCAGCAAUCCCUGAUUAAAUACAAAGACUUGUACGGCUUUUUAUCUAGAAACCACCCAGCUCUCGCAGGCGAGAUCAUCCAAGCCUACAUCAACACAAUGAGAUGGUAUUACCUAUCCAACUUCACCCGUUACCAUCAGGCACUGGAGAAGCUUAAAGUCCAUUCUGCGGAGCGCAAUGAUCUCCUGGGUGGUGACCCGAACGUGCAGAGAGGAUCAAAUAUAUUCCCCGGCGGUCGCAACCCAACCUACGACCCCUUUGCCCUCGGCCGGCGUAUGGACGUUUUAAAAUCCUCCAACCGCACCGCCCUCCCUUCCUACCUUGCCGAAGAAAACGCCAGCCAUGCAACAGCAGCCACAAUUACAAACGUCAACCCCAAAACCCAACCGGUAAUCCACGGCCUCGAAACCCCCUUUCGAAACUUUAACCUAGCCCUAAUCGAUAACAUCUCCGCCGAAUACUCCUUCGUAACCGAAAUGUUCGUCACAAAAACGCAGUCGCUACACACCAGUUCUCGGCGCGUAAUCGAGAUAUUCGAUCCCGUUUUCGCCAUCGGUCACACACUGACAAAACACCUAAUUGACUCGUCGACCGAUUGCUUGGGUAUCCUGCUCUGCGUCCGCCUGAAUCAGCACUUCGCCUUCGAGCUACAGCGCCGCAAAGUCCCCGUCGCAGACAACUAUAUCAACGGGAUCAACAUGCUCCUCUGGCCCCGUUUCCAGAUGGUGAUGGAUCUAAACACCGAAUCCAUCAAACGCGUUGCCGCGAAUACUGCCGGCAACAUCAGCUCCGCCCUCUCCCUCUCCCUCUCAGACGCCACAAACACAAGCAGUACUUCCUCCUCAUCCUCAUCAUCAGCCCCACAUUUUCUCACCCAGCGCUUCGGCCAGUUCCUACAGGGCAUAUUAGCACUAAGCAGCGAGGCAGGCGACGAUGAGCCUGUCUCGAAUAGCCUGGCGCGGUUACGGGCGGAAUUUGAUGCGUUGUUAAUUAAAUUAGCGAGGGCGGCGAAUGGUGGGGAUGGAAAGGGCCGGGAGAGAUUUCUGUCAAGUAAUUAUUCGUUGAUCGGGACUAUUAUAAGUGAUACGAAGGGGAGGUUGGCGGAGGAGGUGAAGGAGGGGCGCGUGCCUCAAAUUUCCCCGAUGCAGAAGAUGCCGAUGCCGAAAACUAAACCAAAUUGGGCUGGGCGCAUUGCCGAACUUCUCGGCUCAUUCCAUCGGCCCCAUCCCCAUCCCGUACCCCACCCAUCAUCAUCAUCAUCAUCAUCAUCAUCAUCAUCAUCACCAUCAUCAAACAGCCAUAAAUCCCAACCGCAAUCACAAAACCGCCCUAACUCAAGUAACAAUAAACAGGUAAUCGGCGGCGGCAUAAUCGGCCUCUCCAUCGCCCGCCACCUCGCCCUCACCCGCCCAAACACAACCACAAUCCUCCUCGAACGCCACCCCGCCCUCGGCACAGAAACAACCAGCCGAAACUCAGAAGUCAUCCACGCAGGCCUCUACUACCCGCCCGCCUCGCUGAAAACCCAACUCUGCAUCCGCGGCAAACACCUCCUCUACAGCCUCUGCGCCAGCCCCUCGCACAACAUCCCCCACAAGCGCACGUCGAAGUGGAUCCUGGCGCAGGACGCGGAGCAGCGGGAGCGCCUGCAGCGCCUGCAUGAGCAUGCGGAGCGGCUGGGGGUCCCGACGCGGUUUUUGGGAACGGCGGAGAUGGCGAGGCGGGAGCCGGAUGUGAGGGCGCGGGCGGGCGUGUUGGAGAGUCCCAGCACGGGCAUUGUGGACAGCCAUGCGCUUAUGGCGCGUUUGCAUGGGGAGUUUGAGGAGGGCGGGGGCGAUGUUGCAUUGUUAACGGCUGUGAGCGGGGUGGAGAAGAUGGGGCCUGGUGGGGGGUAUAGGAUAUAUACGCGCCCGGCUGGGCCGGGGAGAGAAGCUGAGGUAGCGGGCUGGGUGGAGGGAGCGGACGGGGAAGAAGAGACUACGAUUACGGCCGAGACGGUCAUCAAUGCCGCCGGCCAUAACGCCUGCUCUAUCUCGAAUAUGCUCCUCCCUCCCGCCCGCCAUGUCCACCCUGCGUACGCGAAGGGGACGUAUUUCUCCUACGCCGCAUCGAGCCCCAAGCCGCGCACCCUGCUCUACCCGGCGCCCAAGCCGGGGCUGGGCGGGUUGGGUACGCAUCUUACGCUGGAUAUGACGGGCCAGGUACGGUUCGGUCCGGAUGUGGAGUGGGUUGAUGGGCCGGAGGAUCUGGUGCCGAACGUGGGUAGGCUCGAAGAGGCUGUGAGGGAAAUUCGUGAGUAUUUGCCCGGUGUACGGCCGGAGGCGAUUGGGUUGGAUUACUGCGGAGUGAGGCCGAAGUUGGCGGGGAAGGAAGGGGAGGAUAAGGGUGCGUUUAGGGAUUUUGUGAUUAGGGAGGAGGAAGGGUUUGAGGGGUUUGUGAAUCUGUUGGGGAUUGAGAGUCCUGGGCUGACGAGUGCGUUGGCGAUUGGGGAGAGGGUUGGGGAGUUGUUGUAUGGGUAG